CCUUAACAGAAAGGAAAGCGAAGCCGCCCGCCCGGCGCCGAGGUUGGAAGCGCAGCCUGUGUGCGCGUGAUGCGGUUACGUUUAAAUUACGGCUGCUCGGCUUUUACGGCCGGGGCGCGUUAGCCGGGUGCCCGGGGGUGACAUCCAGUGACGGGGAGUGGCGCGGCCCCUCUGGCGCUGAGCGGUUUGGGUCAGUUCCGUGGGGUGCGGGGUGUCCCAGCCGCUCCGGGUGCAGCUGCUGAACGCCUGCGGGGGUUCGCACCCGAACUCGUGCUGUCUGUUUUGUCGGUGGUGAAUCGGUGAUUGCUGAAGACGUUGCAGCCUAAAGUGUCUCUAGAUAUACCCCCCGUGGCUGUUUGGGCACGUGAAAUGGCCGCAGAUGACAAAAGGUCUCCGACACUGGACUCUACCAGUGAACUACCUCAUUCUCCUAGUAGUCCGUCUCAUCUCACUCAUUUCAAACCCCUGACUCCUGACCAGGAUGAGCCUCCUUUUAAAUCAGCCUACAGCUCUUUUGUAAAUCUUUUCCGUUUCAGCAAAGAUGAUGGCAGGCUUUCAUCCCCGGCAGAGAGAGCAGAGGCAGGACAGAGUGAUCCACAAGCGUUGAGUGGUGGCUGGUCCAGUCCUCAGCAUCCCACCAGGGCUCAGUCUCUGAGGUCACCGGUUCCUUACAAAAAACAGCUGACUGGUGAGCUGCAAAGAAGAUCUUCUACAACUCUGGACAAUCGAAGGAAAGUAGAACCGCCUCUUGGAGGUCAUGAUCCUCGAACAGCAGUUCAGUUAAGAAGCCUCAGCACCGUUUUAAAGCGCCUCAAAGAAAUCAUGGAGGGGAAGAGCCAGGACAGUGACUUGAAGCAGUACUGGAUGCCUGACAGCCAAUGCAAAGAAUGCUAUGACUGCAGUGAAAAAUUCACCACCUUCCGGCGGAGGCACCACUGUCGGCUUUGUGGGCAGAUCUUCUGUAGCCGAUGCUGCAAUCAGGAAAUCCCUGGAAAAUUCAUGGGCUACACAGGGGAUCUCCGAGCCUGUACUUACUGCCGGAAAAUAGCCUUAAGCUAUGCACACUCCACAGACAGUAACUCCAUUGGAGAAGACUUAAAUGCUCUGUCAGAUUCUGCGUGUUCUGUAUCAGUGCUGGAUCCUGGCGAGCCUCGCACACCAGUUGGGAGCCGUAAAGCUAGCCGCAACAUCUUUCUGGAGGAGGAUCUAACCUGGCAAAGUUUGAUUCACCCAGACUCUUCAACUACCACGUUGUCUGCACGCCUUGGGUCUGUCCAGGAGGAUGCAGGGAAGUCACCAGCUAGGAACAGAUCAGCCAGCAUCACUAACCUCUCACUGGAUCGAUCAGGUUCACCAAUGGUGCCUGCAUAUGAGACCUCUGUCAGCCCCCAGGCCAGUCGCACACAUAUGAAGGCAGAGACCAGCGAGGAUGAGCGCAAAAUCCUUCUGGACUCAGUCCAGCUGAAAGAUCUGUGGAAGAAGAUCUGCCAUCACAACAGUGGGAUGGAGUUUCAAGACCAUCGCUACUGGCUGCGGACACAUCCCAACUGCAUUGUGGGAAAAGAGCUGGUCAACUGGCUCAUCCGAAACGGGCACAUAACCACAAGGGUCCAAGCCAUUGCAAUAGGACAAGCAUUGGUUGAUGGACGCUGGCUAGAAUGUGUCAGUCAUCAUGAUCAGCUCUUCAGAGAUGAGUAUGCUCUCUACAGACCGUUACAGAGCACAGAGUUCUCAGAAACCCCAUCUCCAGACAGUGACUCUGUGAACUCUGUAGAGGGGCACUCUGAGCCGUCCUGGUUCAAAGACAUCAAGUUUGAUGACAGUGACACAGAGCAGAUUGCUGAUGAAGGAGAAGAUAACUUAGCCAACUCCGCCAGCCCUAGCAAGCGCACUUCAGUCAGCAGCUUCCAGUCCACAAUGGACAGUGAUUCAGCCGCCUCCAUCAGCCUGAACGUGGAGCUGGACAACGUGAACUUCCAUAUCAAGAAGCACUCCAAGUACCCACAUGUGCCCCCUCACCCUGCCGACCAAAAAGAGUACUUGAAUCCUGAAAACGGAGGGCAGCAGAUGUUCUCUAUAAGUGAUGCUUUUAUUAAAGAGUCGUUAUUCAACAGAAGGGUGGAGGAGAAGUCCAAAGAACUGUUUUUCACGCCUCUAGGCUGGCACCACAGCAAUCUGGAUCUAUUGAGAGAAGAGAAUGGGGAGAAACAAGCCAUGGAAAGGCUGCUGUCUGCUAAUCACAACCACAUGAUGGCACUGCUUCAGCAGCUUCUGUACAAUGAGUCCCUGUCACUCUCCUGGAGGGAUAUCAUUGUACCUGUGGUCUGCCAGGUAGUUCAAACUGUACGGCCUGAUGUCAAGAACAGAGAUGAUGACAUGGAUAUCCGCCAGUUUGUCCACAUCAAAAAAAUCCCUGGUGGAAAGAAAUUUGACUCCAUGGUGGUGAAUGGAUUUGUUUGCACGAAGAAUGUUGCACACAAAAAGAUGAACUCUUGCUUAAAAAAUCCCAAAAUUCUUCUGCUGAAGUGCUCAAUUGAGUACCUCUAUCGAGAAGAAACAAAGUUUACCUGCAUAGACCCUAUAGUUCUUCAGGAAAGGGAAUUCUUGAAGAACUACGUACAACGGAUAGUUGAUGUCAGGCCUAAUUUGGUCCUUGUUGAGAAGACUGUGUCCCGAAUUGCUCAGGACAUGCUCUUAGAGCACGGUAUCACUCUGGUCAUCAAUGUCAAGCCGCAAGUGUUAGACCGGGUAAGUCGAAUGACCCAGGGAGACUUAGUGAUGUCAAUGGAUCAACUGUUGACCAAACCACGCUUGGGAACCUGUCAUAAAUUUUACAUGCAAAUUUUUCAGUUGCCCAAUGAUCAGACAAAAACCCUGAUGUUCUUUGAAGGGUGUCCCCAGCACCUGGGGUGCACUAUCAAGUUGUGUGGUGCUGCAGAGUAUGAGCUGGCCCGUGUGAAGGAGAUCUUGAUCUUCAUGGUCUGUGUGGCUUAUCAUUCCCAGCUGGAAAUCUCUUUCCUUAUGGAUGAGUUUGCCAUGCCCCCUACUCUAACCAAAAACACCUCCUUUCACUCCCUUAUUGAGGAACCAGGAGAUGAAAAUGAAAAACAGAAUCUCUUCAAUGGCGAGGACUUCAGCACAGCAGUCAGAGACAUUGAACUGUCCUCUGAAAAGCUGCCUAUAAUCUCUGAGUCAGUGUCCUCUGAUGAGGUCAGCUUGCUUGAACAAAGAGGUUUAUUUGAGAGAGGUGACCAAGAGAACAGCCAACUGGAAAUGGCGUCCUCAAAACAGCAAGAGCACCACAAAGUGGAGUCACCAUUUCCAGUGUUCAACUCUGUACCUCCUGCAAUACCUGAAACAUCCCUGCUGCCGGUCCAUGGCAUGGACCAGCACUUGGUCACUCUGGAUAGCCAGACACUGGAGCCUCUUCAGCAGGCAAAUGAUCUGCAGGAGCCUAAGAGUCAGAUGAGAGUCUUUAGAGACCCUCUCCAGGAUGAUACUGGUUUAUAUGUCACAGAAGAGGUAACUUCUUCUGAGGAUCGCCUGAAGACUUACUCUGCAGCUUUUAAGCAGGAGUUGAAAGAUAUCAUUCUCUGUAUUUCUCCUGUAAUGAUGUUCCGUGAACCAUUUCUUUUGACUGAAAAAGGCAUGAGGUGCCCUGCCCGGGAAUACUUCCCUGAGCAAGUUUAUUGGUCUCCUCUCCUCAAUAAGGAAUACAAGGAAUUAGAGAGCAGAAGGAAGAGACAAUUAUUGCGGGAUCUCUCUGGACUACAAGGGAUGAAUGGGAGUAUCCAAGCCAAGGCUAUACAAAUCUUACCUUCUCACGAAUUGGUUAAUACUAGAAUAGCAGAACAUCUAAGUGAUAGCCAGAGCUUAGCCAGAAUGCUGGCUGACUAUCGGGCCAGAGGAGGGAGGAUACUACAGAAAAGCACAGAUCCCUUUGCCCAAAGUAAGGAUGUGUCUAGUGUCCCUACUGGAAAAACUGGGUGCAAAAUUGAAGAAGAAGAGAAGGGACUGGCUCAGAGUGAAUCCUCAUGGUCUCAUAAGGUGGAUUGCCUGAGUCCAGUAAACCAUCAGAGGCUCUGUGUUCUCUUCAGUAGCUCUUCUGCUCAGUCCAGCAAUGCUCCAAGUGCCUGUGUUAGCCCCUGGAUUGUGACCAUGGAAUUCUAUGGGAAGAAUGACCUGACUCUAGGGAUUUUCCUGGAGCGCUACUGUUUCAGGCCUUCCUAUCAAUGCCCCAGCAUGUUCUGUGAGACACCAAUGGUGCACCACAUUCGCCGCUUUGUUCAUGGGCAAGGCUGUGUGCAAAUUGUGUUAAAGGAGCUGGACUCCCCGGUCCCUGGGUACCAGCACACCAUUCUUACUUACUCCUGGUGUAGACUGUGCAAACAGGUGACACCGGUUGUUCCCCUUUCCAAUGAUUCUUGGUCUAUGUCUUUUGCAAAAUAUCUUGAGCUGAGGUUCUACGGGCACCAGUACACUCGAAGGGCCAAUGUAGAGCCUUGUGGUCAUUCCAUUCACCAUGACUAUCACCAGUAUUUUUCCUAUAAUCAGAUGGUGGCAUCUUUCAGCUACUCUCCAAUACGGCUGCUUGAAGUGUGUGUUCCACUCCCCAAGAUCUACAUCAAACGGCAAGCUCCGUCAAAGGUUUCUAUUUUGCAGGAUCUCAAGGAUUUCUCUCAAAAGGUCUCACAAGUGUAUCUUGCUGUUGAUGAUCGCCUUGCUUCUCUGAAAACAGAUACUUUCAGCAAAACGAGAGAAGAGAAAAUGGAAGACCUCUUUGCCCAAAAGGAGAUGGAAGAGGGGGAGUUUCGAAACUGGACUGAUAAAAUCCAAGCAAGGCUACUUUCGUCAUCAUUAGACACACCUCAACAACUGCAAUCUGUUUUUGAGUCUCUGAUAGCUAAAAAGCAAGGACUUUGUGAGAUGCUACAAGCCUGGAAUAAUAGAUUGCAGGAUCUCUUCCAACAAGAGAAAGGGAGAAAACGUCCAUCAGUACCACCCAGCCCUGGGAGACUGAGGCAAGGCGAAGAAAGCAAGAUCAGUAGCAUGGAUGCUUCCCCACGCAAUGCUUCUCCAGCACUGCAAAAUGGAGAGAAAGAGGAUCGUUUCCUGACUACUUUAUCAAGUCAGAGCUCCACAGGCUCCACCCAUCUUCAGCUGCCUACACCUCCAGAGGUUGUAUCAGAGCAUCCAACUGGUGCCAACACACUGUCUGAGCAGGAUACAACAAGCAGCUCAGAAGAUGUGUUUGAUGGACACUCACUGGGAUCUACAGACAGCCAAGUGAAGGAGAAGUCUACCAUGAAAGCUAUUUUGGCUAACUUUUUGCCUGGAAACAAUUAUAACCCCAUUCCAUUUCCCUUUGACCCGGAUAAGCACUACCUAAUGUAUGAGCAUGAACGUGUACCUAUUGCAGUCUGUGAGAAAGAACCAAGCUCCAUCAUAGCUUUUGCUCUCAGUUGCAAGGAGUACAGAAAUGCCCUGGAUGAGUUGUCAAAAGCAUCUCUGAAGAACAGUUCUGAAGAAGGAUUACAGCCGAACAGCAUGUCAGACAGCAAACCAAAGAACAGUAGCCCUGUCCGCCUGCCUGAGGCUAACAUGGGUCCUUCAACUCGCAAUGCAGAACCAGAACAGCCAAAGAAAGCAUCUGGUGUUUUGUCUUUCUUCCGUGGCACUGGAGGGAAAAGCCCAGACCUGUCUUCCCAGAAGAAGGAGACCUUACGUGGCGCCGACAGUGCCUACUACCAGGUUGGACAGAUGGGCAAAGAGGGAGCAGAAAACCAAGGAGCAGAGCCUCAAGAUGACGCAGAUGGAGGAGAUGGCCAGAAGAAACAGCUGGUGAAUCCCCAUGUGGAACUCCAGUUUUCAGAUGCGAAUGCUAAGUUCUACUGCCGGAUUUAUUAUGCUGGCGAGUUUCACAAGAUGCGUGAAGUGAUACUGGGGAGCAGUGAAGAGGACUUCAUCCGAUCCCUCUCUCACUCUAUGCCCUGGCAGGCACGAGGUGGCAAAUCUGGGGCUGCAUUCUAUGUGACUGAGGAUGAUAGAUUCAUCUUGAAGCAGAUGCCUCGUCUGGAAGUCCAGUCGUUCCUUGACUUUGCUCCGCACUACUUCACUUACAUCAUUAAUGCAGUUCAGCAGAAGAAGCCCACAGCACUGGCCAAAAUCCUUGGGGUAUAUCGAAUUGGAUACAAGAACUCUCAAAACAACACUGAGAAGAAGCUGGACCUGCUUGUUAUGGAAAACCUUUUCUAUGGCAGGAAAAUGGCUCAGGUUUUUGACCUGAAGGGCUCCCUCCGGAAUAGAAAUGUUAAAACAGACACAGGCAAGGAAAGCUGUGAUGUAGUCCUUCUGGACGAGAACCUUCUGAAGAUGGUCCGGGACAAUCCUUUGUACAUCCGUUCCCAUUGCAAGGCUGUGCUGAGAGCUUCCAUACACAGUGAUUCCCAGUUCCUCUCCAGCCACCUCAUCAUCGACUAUUCCCUGCUGGUGGGUCGUGAUGAUACCAACAAUGAGCUGGUUGUUGGGAUCAUUGACUACAUUCGCACUUUUACCUGGGACAAAAAACUUGAAAUGGUAGUGAAGUCAACUGGCAUCUUGGGAGGACAAGGUAAGAUGCCAACUGUGGUCUCUCCAGAACUGUACCGGACCAGGUUUUGUGAAGCUAUGGACAAAUAUUUCCUCAUGGUGCCAGACCAUUGGACGGGACUGGGCCUGAAUUGCUAAGCUAAAACCCAUAUUGGGAAAGCACAAGAGGACAACUAUAGGCCACUCUCUUCCUGUGGUCUGUCCAUCAGUAAGCAAGAAGAUUGCAAUCCCACGUCUACACUGACCAUGUGUGUCAUCUCAUGAAGUGUGAAAUCUGCUUGUUGCACUUUAAUCCGCUCUUGGAGGCUGAUAAGCGAACCAGCCUCACUAAGGAUCUAAGCUGUAAGGUACCACUGAACAGCAUUGAUAAGAGGCAUUCCCUCUGUCUUUCGGGAAGAUGAUGCUAUCUCUGUGUAAGAGCACUGAAACGGAUACUAUCCAGUUCUUGAUGAUGUGGAAGUACCUGAACUCCAAGUCUUGCACUGCCUAAGUGAUGUUGAAUAUGAGCAGCUUGUGUUUCUGUAGUGGAUGUGUGGUACUGCAAAUGUGAAAUAAACCCCCCUCUGUGUGGGUGGGUGGGUGAGAGAAGAAUGAAAUUAAUGCCCGAGUUCUGCUGUUGUUGCAGUGAUCUGUAGUUGAUCUGUUUAGGAUCCAUGAAUAACUUCUCUUGCUCAUGCUCUGCACCUUCCAUUUUUUCCUGGAUUCUGUAAACAGUAUUUUUUUUUUUUUAAGGCAGCUCCACAGCUAUAAUGCCAUAUCACUACAUCUUUUAAGUUACAUUACUGGAGUACAACUCUAUCUUUAUCUGUCAUAAAUUCAUUUUAGCUGAAUCCCGUAAAAUUGGGUUGUCAGUCAUCAGCAUACUGCGAAACCCCAAACAUAUCCCUUCAUAAACAGUGCUUUGAUCUGAAUGUUGCCCAAGUACCUGGGAACAUGUAACUAAAAAAAAAAAUACCCUUUAAUUUAACAAGAUUUGAUUAAUUAUAGUUAUGAAGCUGAUUAACCCUUUCCUUAGCAGAAGGCUCUAAGUUACUAGUCAAAAUGAAGCAAACUGCCUUAGAGUGACAGCUUUCUCCUUAAUGAAACCAUCAUUCCUGGCAGAUCACUUCAAAUCCAUUUCAGUUCCCCAGGACUUUCAAACAAUGUAUUUACCUCAUGGUGAAACUUUGCCAGGAGAAUGUUUUUCUUGCAUCCAUGACAUGCUGAUGAGAAUGAGCAUCCAGAUCUCAUCACACUGUGUAGUCCCAAUGGAAAAACUAUCUCUUCAGCAGUAUUAAUUUUUUUUCUUUGCACCACUGAGAUGAAUGUAGUCAUCUUUUUCUGUAAAAAGAAAAACCUGAACUCACAGGUAUCUUGUAUGAUAGAUAAGAUGUGCAGAGGUCUGUGAAUCUCCGUUAUGACAAUAAGCACUUCUUUCCAUUUUUAUUAAUUUUACCUGUUUUUGUAGAUGAUGAGUUUACUUUUUAGCAUCAUUAUAAUAUAGGCCAGUAAAUAAAAGGGUUUCUCUUUUUUAUGAGUUUGAGAGGCAAGAAUACUGUCCUUUGACUUCCAGUCUCUGAUAGAGGGACUUGAAACAGACAUGGAGUCUGGGACAGUAUAGCUCUUUGACCACUUGCUUGUUCUGACCAGUUGCCUGGUAAUGCCAUCUUCACUGUAACUAUGGAUUGAAAUGUGUAUUUUGUUCACUCCUCCUGUGUUCAGUAUCUUCUUCUGCAGCAGAUGGUGGUGGCUCUGUUCCGGAGUGACAGCUGGGUAGCACUGCGGAAGGAAAAUGCCAGCAGUGAGAACUGAACUGUUGGCCCCCAAAAACAAGCAGUGCAGCUCAAGUCUGAGCUGCCAGGUGUCAACAGUCAUUUCUGUUGGAAGAAGUUUUCCCCACCCCGUUGCAAAGCUCUGAAGGAUGAGCAAAGAUGCUGACCUUGAAGCAGCAGAAAUGGAAGUAUUCUCACUUCCUUUGUACAAUGUAAUCAUUGUUUCUGGAGGUGCAGAGUUGAAGGCUGCAGUAACGUGUGCUGUGGAAAGAUGACACAGUACUUCUUGCUUCCUCUGGCCCAGAAUCCCUUCGGUCCAACACAGUACAUCAGGUACAGCUGACCACCUCUGGGACACAUCAGGCCUCCUGUGUUGAAAUGUACUCCCAGGAUGGCUGGCUCUGGGGGGGGGCCUUGUGUAAUGAGGAACCAACGAGUCCAUCAGCUCAGUGCUGCUCUCAGUUCUGUGACUUCUGCCUUCUUUCUCGCUCCACUGAUGUGAUGCCAUGCAGCCUGAGUCUGUUCCAGUCUCAGUUAAAGUUUACAUGUGUUCUUCCUCCUUCCCCUCCUAAAGUUUACAGGGCAAAAACUUGACUUGCCUAAGCACCUAAGGUGACCCAACAGCAGCUGGUUAUGUUAUCUUCCGCCUUUGUCAGUAUGUGUAUUGGUUGAUGGAGCAUGAAAAUGGGCAGUGUCAUGGCAUCUGCACUAGACUAAUGCAGAGCUGUGAUGUACUAGCCCUGUCCUGUCACCAGGACACCAGUGAUGUACUGCUUGUCUUCCAGAGUCCCAAGCAGCUGGCUCUAAAGCAUCGUGAUCAUCUGACUGUAGCUGAUGUUCCCCUGUACGUGACAGCAUGAGGCCAUCAGCACUGUAAAAAUGAGAGAACUUUCCUUUGGCUUGCUGUUUUGCAGCCUGUGAACACAGAGCCCAAGCGUGUGAAUUGUGACCUUCUUGGACUGAAGUUACAGCAGUUGGAGCUUUGCAGGAGUGAUCUUGAGCCGGCAUCAACAGCUAACUUUGGCUCAGGAUGUGGCUGAUAGACUAGUCCUGACCAGCCUGGAGUAAAUAGCAAACUACUAGUCAUGGGUAACACAGUCGCUGCUGUAUCAACUGGAAUUGGGACAUUUUUGGGUGCUUUGUAACAUAAAGCUGUAAGCAUUUCUAGUUCAAAUCCCAGCAGCUGAGCAGAUCUCCUCAAACGUUCCCUUUUCAGAAUAAGAAUUGUCCUGGCAUUUCACUUUCUACAGAGAUGCGUUUCUCAAAAGAAGAGCAAUACUUCGUGCAGAAGAGAUCUUUGAGAGAGCUCCUUGUGGGGCUGUGUUAGGUCUGUGUCCCUGCAGCAUGCCCAAGGAUGUCCUGGGGGAGCAGCCUAGGUAUUACAUCAGCCCUUAGAUUAGAGUUUUUUAUUUCUUUAUAACACAGGUUUAACAUAUAUGUGCGUAAGCAAAUCCCAGUUGCAACAUGAAGAACUGCAUUUCUUCAGAGCUACGCUGGCUCUUUUUCUUCUGUUUUGAUCUGAGGCCUUUUGACAAAUGCCUAAAUCUUGUCCCAGUCAGAAGCUAUGACUUGCUUUGAGUCAUCCUGUAGACAGCAGAAUGCCUUGUAGUGGCCUGGUGGUGCAUUCUGUCCCCCAAAAGCAUAUGAAAGACUCUUGCUGGUUAAGUAGCUCUGCUGGGUUCAGGGGAGUUACCUGUGGAGUGGACUCUCCUCUGAGAAUGACCAAAACUAAAUGAAUCGCUCACUAGCAGGUGGCCAGACUGAUCAUUAUUCAAAGCACUUGAUGUACCAUAAUGUAUGUAUUUCUAAUCUACCUUGGUUCAGCCGUAUUUUAUAAAAUUGAUGUACUAAACUAUUUGAGAAUAAUUGCCUUGAUUACUUGGAGAAUCAAAAUGUAAUGUAUAUAGAUACAAAUAAAGUGACUAAAAUAUA
Chroicocephalus ridibundus (black-headed gull) is the source of this 10271-nucleotide messenger RNA. RefSeq names its product phosphoinositide kinase, FYVE-type zinc finger containing (gene PIKFYVE). Bases 370 to 6726 code for a protein of 2118 amino acids. NCBI's taxonomy places the organism in Eukaryota, Metazoa, Chordata, Aves, Charadriiformes, Laridae. Gene Ontology annotation, cellular component: vesicle membrane; cytoplasmic vesicle. Gene Ontology annotation, biological process: regulation of reactive oxygen species biosynthetic process; melanosome organization; neutrophil chemotaxis. Gene Ontology annotation, molecular function: 1-phosphatidylinositol-3-phosphate 5-kinase activity; metal ion binding; ATP binding. The record is from RefSeq and is a predicted model, not a curated record. The transcript has 42 exons.